Panicum virgatum (switchgrass) is the source of this 1257-nucleotide messenger RNA. RefSeq lists its product as uncharacterized. The record is from RefSeq and is a predicted model, not a curated record. The transcript has a single exon. Bases 1 to 1257 code for a protein of 418 amino acids. NCBI's taxonomy places the organism in Eukaryota, Viridiplantae, Streptophyta, Magnoliopsida, Poales, Poaceae.
AUGGGGUGCGUAACCUCCGUCGAGGCGCGGCGCGACAUGGUAUGGGUCGGCGCCGAACCCCGGGCGCGCCGGAGCUUCUCGCUGCCCUCCGUCGACCGGCAGCGGCUGCGAUCAAGGGCCGUGUCGAUGCUGGGCACCCUCGGCCUCGCCGGCAGCGCCCGGCACUCCGGCUCGUACAAGUACGCGACCCUCUCGGUGGAGGAGAUGAUGAAGGGCGUCAAUGACCGCGCCAAGGACGACGCGCUCCCCGGCGAGGUCUCGGCGAAGCGGCUCGCGAAGCCCAGGACGCCGACGCUGACGCCGCCCAACGAGCCCGAGGUGAUCAACGCGUGGGAGCUGAUGGCAGGGCUCGAGGACGACGCGGCGCCGGCGCCGACGCCGCGCGCCGUGCACCAGAGCUUGUCGUUCGACGAGUCGCUGCACGGGUGCGUCGUGGCGGAGCCGCCGCCGCCGCAGUGGAUGCAGGCUGACAUGGACAUGCCACCCGUCGCCUUGGACUUUGAUCCGGAGAUACUGUCCGGAUUCCGGGAGGCUCUAGAGGACACGCCGCCGUCGCAGCCUACAGUUAUCUCCUCCGCGGAGGACGAGACACCAAGGCAGCACAAGUGCCUUGACAAGCCAAUGUCACCGGCCACCGGCGACAUGCCGGAGCUUUCCGGCAUCGUCCGUACCCGCAUCAACGCGUUCCAAGAGAAGAUCGAACGGCGGCGAAGCAAGGGCUGCGACAACAAGGUGUCGCCUCUGUGGCCGCCGGGGGGCGAGCGGAAGGCGGUGGUGUACUUCACGAGCCUCCGCGGCGUGCGCAAGACGUUCGUGGACUGCUGCGCCGUGCGCAGCAUCCUGCGCAGCUACGGCGUGCGCGUGGACGAGCGCGACGUCUCCAUGCACGCCGUCUUCAAGGCCGAGCUCGCGGAGCUCCUCGGCCAGGGCUUCGCCGGCGCCACGCUGCCUCGGGUGUUUGUCGACGGGCAGUACAUCGGCGGCACGGAGGACGUGCAGUACUUGCACGAGGCGGGUGAGCUCGGGAGCGCCCUGGGCGGGUGCGAGGCCGCGCCCCAGCGGAAGCUCGGGUACAUGGAGGCGUGCGCCGCCUGCGGCGACGUCCGGUUCGUGCCGUGCGAGACGUGCUACGGCAGCUGCAAGAUCUUCGUCGAGAAUGACGACGCCGGCGACAGGUAUCACGACGUCGGCGAGUUCCGGCGGUGCCCCGACUGCAAUGAGAACGGCCUCGUCAGAUGCCCCGUCUGUUGCUGCUGA